Messenger RNA from Trichoplusia ni (cabbage looper), 2671 nucleotides. It is a transcript of the gene Dok, whose product is annotated as fibroblast growth factor receptor substrate 2. Gene Ontology annotation, biological process: positive regulation of MAPK cascade; cell surface receptor protein tyrosine kinase signaling pathway. NCBI's taxonomy places the organism in Eukaryota, Metazoa, Arthropoda, Insecta, Lepidoptera, Noctuidae. The record is from RefSeq and is a predicted model, not a curated record. Bases 175 to 1821 code for a protein of 548 amino acids. Gene Ontology annotation, cellular component: cytoplasm. The transcript is spliced from 2 exons.
UGGUACGGUCUGUCAUUGAAGUGAUCGUGCGUUCACAUUUUCAUACGAAGUUUAUUGCUCACAUGAACUAACUUUAAGUGUAAAACCAACAACGAAGUAAUAUUUGUGCUAUGUUUUAUAGUGUUAUAAGAAUUCAAAAGGCGUUUUUGCAUUUACGAAACUCUGACGCUGAAAAUGGAACAAGACGACGAGAUCAAAUCCGGUUGUUUAUUAUUUCCGCCUGCCGGAGGGAAUAUGUUUAGUAAAUUUCCAAAAAAGAAAAUUUGGCAACAGAAACACUGCAUACUAUUCACAGCCAGCAAACAAGGAAUUGAGCGUCUUGAAAUAUAUGACAACAAAGAUGAAGUCUCUACUGGUGCUAUACCUAAAAUAUUAACCCUUGAAAACUGUAUAAAAAUAACUCAUUCUAGUCCCAACACAAUUACAAUACUUACUAAGUCACACACUCAACAAUUGAGCACUCAGUCUGAGGCAGAGACCUUAGAAUGGGUUUCUGCGUUGCAAUCAGUUGCCUUCAAAGACAAAGAUUCUAAUCCUUUCAGUUGUGACGAAGAUAACGAUCUCUAUUGCUCAUCUGGAGAAGGAGUUUUCUCAGUGAAAAUGUGCCCAUCGGACGCAUCCACAAGAUGUGGUUUUGAAUCCAUCCGAUACCUUCUUUUGCUCACAUCAACUGCCAUAGAAUUAAGAGAUGUGAAUGAUAAUAAAUUGUAUGCCACAUGGCCUUACAGGUACAUACGGCGCUAUGGCUAUAGACAGGGUAAAUUUACUUUUGAAGCAGGGAGAAAAUGUGAUACUGGAGAAGGAAUCUUUCACUUAGAACAUCCAAACCAAUCUGAAAUAUUCAAAUGUUUGUCAUUAAAAAUGAAAACUAUGAAACAAAUGAUUGGCAAUGAUAAUCUCAAUAGUCCUGAGCAUAGUGAAUUUAAUAUUCAGUCAAGUGCUAAUUUAUUCCCUGGCUCUAGAAGUCCUCUUGUUGCAGCCAGGCCUGACGAACUGAAUUUGAGUUCACUGUCAUUUAAGACUGCAUCUGUAUCUGUGUCAAGUCAACAAAGUUCUUGCUCAGAAAGGGACACUGCACCUCUACUUAUGCCCAAACCUGCACUUAAACCUAAACCUUUGAAGCCUCCUCGUAAAAUAAUUAAUUUACCUAAAGGUAAAGAUUCUCUUUUAACUGAUGAGUCUACAGAUUUUGGUAGAUACAAAAAACUUGAUAACUAUGAACCUAUUGAACAAGUAAAGAGGGAACACAGCCCACCCAGCCUAACUGUGCCAUAUGACAGAGUUGAAGUCAGAAAUGAGGCAUGGAAAACUUUAGGCAUUGAUGAGCCUGAGCAUACGGAAUUCACACCAAACUUGGCUGAUAAUCCAAAUUGUAUUAAACUUAUUUCUCGAUCUCAAGACAACUUAAACAUAACUGGUCCAGAUGCCUCAAGAAUUAUUCUUUUGCCAAGUCCAGUAGUUGACCCAGAAGAUGAGAAUUAUGAUAGACUGGCAUACUUUGGUUCUACUAGCAAAUUAAACAAAUCUUCUCGAUAUAAGAAGAUCGAGGCACGGCCUACGACACUGGCUUUGGGAGAGCCAAAGAAUAAAGAUACAUGGAAUGACUAUGAUGAAGUGGAGAAUGUCAUGCAGACAGCAAGAUUAGCUGAUGACUCCCAUUUGGGUUAUGGCAUGAUAAGGAAGCCAAACACUCCAGGGCCCCAAGUACCAACUGCUGCACAAGUCCAGGCUCUCCAAAACCAAGUUGGAUUAGAGGAAGUCACUCAUAGCACCUGCAAUGGUACCAACUAUGCCAUUGUAAGCCGUCCAAAAAGAGUAUAACCUGUUAUAUUAUGAGAAAAUAUAAUUUUUAAGACUGAAAUUUCAUCAGUGAUUGUUUACUCAAUUACUCAUUGUUUUAGGUUUAAGCUAAAGUUUUUUUUUACUAAUAACAUCUAAUAUUCUACCAAGAUAAUUGACAAUUGUCUGUUGAAUUAGGUAAAUGGACAGUUUAUCUUCAUGUGCAUUGCUAAUUUGUGAACAAUUUCAACAAUUCUUAAAUAUGUUCUUGAUAGUUUUAUAAUGAUCUGCCACAUUAACUGUUAGAUUAGGAGUAUUAUAUUCCAGUGAAUAAUAUUUUUUAGCAUUAUAACUUGACCUGUCCAUUACCUGUUGAUCAUUUCCAAGAUGAGAAUUUUUGCAUUCCUAAUUACAUUCUUUAUUAGUAUAAUAAUUAAUUUUGUAUAAUAAACUUUCGCACAAAAUAAUACCUAGUAUUUAUAAGAGAUUAUGAAAUGUAUUACAUAUGUGAUUAUAUUGUGCCUUAUAUUUUUAGAGUAUUUUCAGAUAUGAUUACCAACUGGUGCCAAUUAAGCAAAUAUUUUUAAUAAACUUUACAUGCUAAAUUUUAAAUACCUAUUGUAAUAUAAGUGUUAAAUUAAAUUUGGCGUUCAUAUCAUAGGGUUUUAGAUGUUUAAAUUUUUUUAAAGCUAUGAAUUAUUCAAGAAAAAAUUGCAGAAAAGUGCUAUUUAUUGCAUUGGUGCAGACAAAAGAUUUUUAAUUUUUGGAAUGAAAUUUUAAAUGAUAUGAAUGCAUACAACAGAUAUCUGUUUCUCCUUUAUAUUUUAGGUUGGCCAUAUUUUUAUUAGUAAUCUCUUGUAUUAUGGAUUGAGAAUAAAUCAUAUAAUCCUCA